Messenger RNA from Dissoconium aciculare CBS 342.82, 1452 nucleotides. RefSeq lists its product as uncharacterized. The record is from RefSeq and is a predicted model, not a curated record. Gene Ontology annotation, biological process: transmembrane transport. The transcript has 2 exons. Bases 1 to 1452 code for a protein of 483 amino acids. NCBI's taxonomy places the organism in Eukaryota, Fungi, Ascomycota, Dothideomycetes, Mycosphaerellales, Dissoconiaceae. Gene Ontology annotation, molecular function: transmembrane transporter activity.
AUGUCCCACCGGGUCGGACUGCUGCUGCCCCGUUUCUUUACUGGCUUCGCUCUCGGCUUUGUCAACAUCAAUACUCUUCCGACUCUGUUCGACUUGUUCGGGGCGUCACUCAUGUCAGAGCAACCACACCAAGAAAUCGUCAUAUACGAUGAUGUCCGUCGUCAAGGAGGUGGCAUAGGAGUUUGGCUGGGUGUUUGGGUGUUCUGCUUUACCAGCUCCUUGUCAAUCGGGUUUUGUGUUGGUGCGUGCAUCAUUUCCGGCCUGGGCCCAAGUUGGGGUUUCUAUAUCGUCGUGAUUUUGCUUGCAUUCUUCCUCCUGAUCAACGUCGUGGCUCCGGAGACUCGACGAGCUCCGUAUCGUCGCUCAAUAACACAAUUCGUAGACGAGGAAGAUCCAGAGACGGUGAAGCGAAGAGUCGCAAGAGGCGAAAUCAAGUUGCACAUUUCCAACGAUGGUCCGAAAUGGUGGUUCGAGGAGGUGUGGGCUGGGAUGAUUCUGAUGAAGCGGCUGGCGUUCCAGCCAGGUUUCUUUAUUCUCAUGUGGUAUUUGGCCUGGGUCAAGGCAGAACUCAACCUUAUCCUGCUGUUCUUGGGCGCUCUGUUAUCGCGUGACUACCAAUGGCAGUCCCACUACGUCGGACUCGCUACACUGUCUAUCUCAGUUGGUGCUGUACUCGCCCUGCCACUGACCAAGGCAUCGUGGUUCAGUCGCUCGCGCGUCGCCUCUCCACGUACAGAUAGCAUGACGUUUCAGCCAAGGAUCACAUGGACUUCACAUCUGCUCCGGCGUUCGAUCUUCACGUUGCUACUGCCAUUUGCCGCUCUUGGCUAUUGCUUGUCAGCUCGCGGACCACCGCUGACCUGGGUACCAGCUGUAAUUUUCGCAGGCCUGCUUGGCUUUCUCACCGACCUGGGCAUUGCAGAAUGUAUCGGUCUCAUUAUGGAAACAUUCGACACAUGCGACCUGCAACCUGGAGUCAACACGAAGCAUCGUCUACAAUCGAUGUCAUCCACGGCACAGCGCCGCCGCACGAACUACUCCUCAUUUCCUCGUGUUUGUGCUGCAUUCUUUGCUGCACAAGCUUUGGGUUUCUUCCUCUCUGCUGCCGCCACUGGCGUAUCAGGGAUCGUAACACGCACGUACGGGGCACAGACGGCCAUCGCAGUUGUCGCUGGAAUCGUCCUCGGCGUUACGGUCUUAUUACUCACCAUCAUCUGGCGGUGGAAGCAAGUCCAGGUCAUCCCGAAUUACACCAACGGUCCAGGGGGGUCCGGUGAAAGGUCACUCGAUGCGUCAAGCGCUGGACCGGCUUCGACCAACCCGGAGGAUUGGCGGCCGGUCAUAAUCGGCAAUCCAUCGGGAAAGAUGAGACGUAUGAACGUACUGGAGAUGGGCGCCUGGACGCGAUGGACGGAGAUCAGAAGGCUCAAUAUGCUCAUUCCUGACACGUAA